This is a messenger RNA of Striga asiatica, 1343 nucleotides long. Lineage: Eukaryota; Viridiplantae; Streptophyta; Magnoliopsida; Lamiales; Orobanchaceae. The record is from the annotation of a GenBank genome assembly.
GUUUUCCACAAUUCUUGGUGUAAAAUGCCAAUGCUUAUUUUACAGGAUAUUAAUAAAAUAUUUUAAUUUCUGUGCUAAUUGAUGCUCCUAAAAAAGUGACCGCCUUAUAAAAUUCUUUUGCUUUUAGUAGUCUUUCACCUCUAAUCAGUCACCACCGUCCAAAAGCCUAGCCGUCUUCCUCCGCUGUCGCUCGUCAUCGGUGAUAUUAUUUCGUCAUCUCCCUUAUCUGCCGAGGUUUCUGGAGGAGGAUUCCUAUUCCGUUCCGUUUGAAACUCUGAACCCGGAAAAAAGGCCGUUCGUUUUAAUCAUGGUGAGCCCCAUUGUGACAAUGCGAAAUGAGGAGAUUGGGCCUCCAUGGCUGAAACCAAUGCUGAGGGCCGAUUACUUUUCGCCCUGCCCACUUCAUUUGGAUUCUCAUAAAAGCGAGUGCAAUUUGUUCUGCUUGGACUGCAUGGGCAAUGCCUUCUGCUCUUACUGCCUGAGCCAGCACAAGAACCAUCACGUUCUUCAGAUAAGGCGAUCUUCGUAUCAUAAUGUGGUGAGGGUGAAUGAGAUUCAAAAGUACAUCGACAUAUCGUGCAUUCAGACAUAUGUGAUCAACAGUGCUAAGAUUGUAUUCUUGAACGAGAGGCCACAGCCGAGGCCAGGCAAAGGAAUCACUUACACUUGCGAAAUCUGUGCUCGUGGCCUUCCCGACUCUUUCAGAUUCUGUUCUCUCGGCUGCAAGCUGAGUGCCAUAGAGAAAGGUGAUCUUGAGCUCACAUUUUUGGUGAAGGCCAAACACAGCAGAGACACUUUAGACGAGCCCGACUCGUUCGAACUCUCGACUCCGAAAAAGAUUCAGAGAGGGAAUGCAUUUAACCGGUUCUUGGAUAGCGACUCGACUUCCGGUAGCUCAGAUGAUUUUUCCGGCCACAACGGUAAUCUAUCUCCGGCAACUCCUCCGCCGUUCAACCACACGAACUCGAGUAGAAGGAAAGGCAAACCCCACAGAGCUCCAUUCUGAUGAUGUGUGGUGAAUUUGAAUUUUAAUAUAUAAAUCUCUGAAAAUCAUACUGUGGUGUGUAGGGUGAGUGAGAUAUAAUAUGUGUGUUCUGAUGAGGUAGUUAUCAAGAAUUUGACUGGUUAUAUUGUGAAAAGCUUGCAGUAAGCUUAGGAUUAGUUGAAAAUGUAUACGGUUUGUGUAUAGUUGUAGUUUGGGGUUCUUGAAAGUUGUGUACAUAUUUUACAGGCAGCUUUGGUGAAGCAUUAGAUAUGGAAAAGUUUAAUGUUUUAAGGGAUUUUAAACAAAUGAUGCAUAUAAUUCAGUUUUAUGUGGAAUGUGUGUAAGCAUGUGAGCAUUA